Paramuricea clavata is the source of this 8700-nucleotide messenger RNA. NCBI's taxonomy places the organism in Eukaryota, Metazoa, Cnidaria, Anthozoa, Malacalcyonacea, Plexauridae. The record is from the annotation of a GenBank genome assembly.
GCAUCGGGCUCAUGGGAUUGUUCUGUGCGAUUGUGGUCAUUAGAUUUAUCGUUGGUUUCUAAACACGACCAAACCAACCCGUCAUGUCAUGUUCUGCAAGGGCAUAAAAGCAAUGUGAAAGCUGUUUCAUUUUCAUGCCAAGGUCUUUUGGUAGGUGGAGCACAAUUAAAUGAUAGAAUUAUAUAGAAUAGGGCAGUAUAAGAGGUUGCAACAUAUUAGAAUUUAACCACACAUUUAAUAUACUUGUGACCCUUGCUAUUAAUUAACCCUUUAACUGGCAAUGCAUCCUGAUGUGCCCUACUUUAUUAAUUUAGUCUUUAUAACGCCAGACGAUUUUACUCGUCAAGGGGAUCGAGAAUACCUGUAAUUCUGCCACUCAAUAGCUGUAAAAUUGGGAUGGAAUGAUGAAUGUAUUUUCUCCUUAAGCAGGUUUAAAAUUUCAUAUUUAUCCUAUUUGGGAAAACCAUUUUCUGUGCUGGAAUUUAAAUUGAAGCAAAAUAGUUGCAAUGAUCGACUUAUGAUAAAAAUCUUAAUUUAUUCAUUGAACGCCCCAGGCCCCCCCCCCUGAUGAGUAAAGUCGUUUGGCAUUUAGACAGAGUAAAAUAUUGGCACAAUGCAACUUAAGGGUUAAUACAUAUUCUUUCAGGCAUCUGCUUCAUGGGAUUUGUCCAUAAUAUUGUGGGAUAUCAACACAAAAUCUAUGAACAUCAUUUUGAGAGGACAUACCGGAUGGAUACAGGUACUCUAUCAUACAUUCCCUGUGUAAUAAUUAUAUAAUAAUAUAUGUACCGGUAGUUAAUUUUUCUUUGUUUUUAAAGGCUUGUACAUUCUCUCCUGACGGUAAUACACUGGUGUCCGCAGCCGAUGACCAAACAGUAAGUACAGUAGAAUUCUUGAAAAUUGAAUAAAAUAAAAUUCUUGACUAAUUCAAAUUGAAAAUUUUUUUUGCUUUACAUUGGUCAACAAUGGGCAUGAACACCGUUACAAUACACUAACUGUGACAAUGAUGCCUUUUUAUCAGUAAAGCAAGCAACUUUCAAAAAAGCGGGGGGAAAAUAAGGUCUGGCAUGUAAAGCAGUGAUAACCACAUUGAAAAAAGCAUUAGAGUCUGCUUCAAGCAGGGGCACAAUAAAUCAGUUGUCGGCAAAAUGAAUUGGAUCAAGCCAAUAGGCAAUACCUGAUUGGAGAGAGAUUGUUUGUAGAAAAUUUGUAGAAAAUGCGAGAUCGAAAAGAUGGAUAUGUCGCCAAAUUGGCCAAGAACUUAUUACGCUAAUACGCUAUUUAAUAGUAUUAUAUUUUCUUGCAAUUUUGUGAAAUAUGAUACCAUAGGAAACUCGAAGCACAUGUGCGUGUUGACUAUUGAUCGAUGCGUCUGCGCUUCAUUUCAUAAUUUUGUAAAGCCAGUAAAAGUCUUAGAAAUUACACCUAACGGUCUUAUAUACAAUGAGAAAGACGAAGAUGAUUUAAAAGUAUGGACAGUAGCAAGCAAAAACGCAAACGGAAGAGAGAGAAACUGACGUGUUUAGUUUGUAAUUGGUCGUUUGAUGACGAUUGGAUGUGCUUUUUUGAAAUUUAUACCAUGUAUUUUAAGGAACUAUUUCGCCUAUUUUAAAAAUAAAUUAUCUUACUAUUCGGAUUUCAUCGUUGUACAUCACUUAAAAAUGAAUACGGUUCGUUUUGACCACGCCCUAACAACGUGCUAGCCACGCCCUUUUGUCGGCAAAAAGUUGUCUUGCACCCCCCCGAAAAGGAUAGUCUUCGCUCCGCCCCUGCCUUCAAGGAAUGCUACGUACUGUUGAUCUGGGGCCGGUUGUAUAAAAACGUAGUUAGCGCUAACUGCAGUUAAAAAGUAGUUAAAAAGCCUUAAAAAAUAGUUAACUUUAAUCACGUAGUUAAGCCGGUUGUAUAAAAGUGUAGUUAGCCUUAACUGCAGUUAAAAAGUAUGCUUUAGGGUAUAGUUAACUGUCCAAAACGUAGUUAAAAAUGGCGUUUGUAUAGGAGUGAACAACAUUUUUCAGUAAAACAACAAUGAAAAGAAAUGGUUACCUGAGAUUUUCAAUCGCUAUCUUCCCUGUGAAUGUUUCCUGACAAUAUAAACUCUUCAAACGCUAUCGCUUUGGUGUUUUUACGAAAACAGAACAUAUUUUUGCACAGGACGAUUUCUCGAAGACGAAGUAUGGUCCAUUACACCAAGAAACACUGAUAUAUGAUUGCCAAACAGCUAUACCUUGGUUUAACGUAGGCAUCUCAAGGAAAAACUGCAUUCUUUUAUGAUUUUUGUGGCGGUUUUUCCUUGUUUUCUUGUAUAUUUUUCACUGUUUUCUAGUGUUUUUAAUAAAAUUCCCGCCUAUUUGCAAAAUACGAGUCCACAAUCAUGUUGAAAAUGUGUGUCAGCGGUCGUUAUUCGCUGCUUACUUUAUGUAAUUUUGUGUUUAAACGCCCCACGCACAGUUAACUGCGUGAUUAGUUAACUAUCCGACUAACUACGUUUUGUGCAACGCAGUUAAGUCAUGUAGUUAACUAAUUACAGUUAAGGAUUUAACUGCAGUGAUUAGCGCUAACUACAGUUAGCGCUAACUACGUUUUUAUACAACCGGCCCCAGAAAAUUGGAACCACAGGGCACAAGAUAACGUUGUUAGACGUUGUAAGCUUUUACCCUGUGCCUUGUACAUGCUGCUAUGCUGCCUAUGCGUGCAGGUACAUUAUUGUGUUGUCAAUUUUUGAACUAAUUUUUCACAAAAUUCAUCAUGUUGUCUUAGGUUCGUGUUUGGGAUGUAAAUGAAGGCAAUUGUAUAAAAGAACUCGAGGUAUUGUAACGUUUUAACAAACUGUUAACUGAUUAAUUAAUUGGAUUAAGGUGGCUCCCUUUGCGUCAUUGUGAUGACCUUAUUUUUUGCUACUGUUUCUUUACAACUGUAGGGAGCCACCUUAAUAUUUAAGGACAUACGAGGCAAUUUUUGCUACAACUUGCAACAUAAUUCCAGAUACGUUAGGAGCCAUCUUAUAUUGCUACUACAUCCCAAGUUGUGGGCAAGACUCUUUACACAAUGUCCUGGAAAGUACUACUUGAACAUUAUUUGGACUACUGAUUUUGAAUAAAUAGCAGUGUUUCAAAAACAAUAUUCGUGUCAUUUUCAAAGAUUUUUCGCCAGUUUUAAGUUCUUGAAUUUACUUGAAAAACGUCCUUGAAAUUCCUGAAAAAGUUCUCGAAUUUCAUCUUCACAAAAGGCUCUACGGCAAAAAUUGCCUAUACAUAAAAACAUACAAACUUUAUUUAACCGCGCUACUCGCUAGCCUCAACAACCUUUACUCUUUAGGAGGCUGAUUUCCUUUGAUUCAAUCAUCUAAAUGUAUCUAAAUGUAUACUCGUAAAUGUAUCUGGCUGUACAAUUUGUUAAACUCUUAUCCAUGAAUGACAAGAGUUUAAGGUUACAGAACACCUUUGAGUGUUAAUUUUGCCUAAAAUUUUUUUAUUGGUUUCCAUGAAAGUUCUACUAUCUGACCAAGUUUGAACGAAAAAUGUUGAAAACUCGCAGAGUUAUUUAAUUAAAUACAUUUCGCUGCAAUAAGAAAAACAUUGAAAAUGUAAUAUUCAAAUUCAAUUUUCUCCCGAAAAAUUUUACGGUAAUUACUGAUUUUCAAACGAGUUGUGCUCCUGCGGGUUUUAACCAAUUUUUCUCAAAUUUUCACAGGACAUAGCUAAAGACGUCAGUUUCAAAAUUGUAUUCGGCUUUUUUUAAAUUUUGUAUAUUUUAAUAAUAAAGACAAUUCGCUCAAACAAUUCAGAAAUAUAUUGCAGUCGUCAAAGAAAUCGCCAUAUCAGCGGAAUGACGAAAUAAACAAAAAUUUCCGAACACAAUUUUUUAGAACAACUAUUUUACUGUAUAAAAAUGAUAUUUUCAUAAAUAUAACUUAAAACCAGCAGGAGCACAACUCAAAAGCGUAACGGUACCGCGAUUUAAGAUUUUCCUGAAUAAUUCUUACAUUAUUUUAUUGUUUGUUAAUUAAUUUUACAACUUUACCAUAUUUUGCAUGCACUGGCGAACAUUUGGUGAAACUUUGAUUAAAAUCGGACUAAUAUUGAGCGCGCAUUAGCAGUUUUCCGCAAAACGCCAAAAAGGGUGUCCUGUAACCUUAACAAAUUGUGCAGCCAGAAACAUUUACGAGUUAACUAAGAUUUUCUCUGACUGUCUGUACUGUUUGUAAUUAAGGAUUAGCUAUAGUUUUAUUGUUUGUAUGUGUCUGUUAUAUUGUAUCAUAUCCUAUGUACCAGUAAUGGUGUAAUGGAAUAAAUAUAUUAUUAUUAUCUAUUCUUCCCGCACAGUGUAAUACAGAGGAAAUUCAUACAUGUUGUUUCAAACCAAAUGGUACCUUGCUGGCGUCAGGUCCUGUGGAAACUCACUAUGAAACUGAGAUACGUAUUUAUUGAUACACGUGCAGUCUGCGUGUUCAGUCGACUCCAAGCAAGAAUAUUCAGGUGAGUCAUGAUUUAUAGUUGUUAACUACACAUGCAGGCGGCCCAAUCUUGCAAGGGUCAGUAUAGUAAUGUAUAUUAUAGUAAAAAUACUGGUGUCAUAGAAUAUAUAUUUUAAAAUGAAAUUUACUUGCCUAUUUGAUAGUGUGUGUUCUCCUUUUAUUCCUCCUUUGUUGGACUAAUAUUUUCCGAGACUUUGUGGACUAACAUCAUUCCCGCUACUAUAUGUAGUACAGUAUUUAUUUAUUUUUAUUUUCCCAUGUAUAAAAAUCUACUUAAAAUAUAUUACAGUAAUUUGAAGAUGUUGGGCUAGAGACCUACUAGAAAUCUUCAUAGACUUUUUAUUUUAGGUCUCUAGUUACUGUUCGUUUUAUCACAUAAUCGAUUAUUUACAGUCAAUCAAUACAUAAUAUGUAAAAUCAGAAAGUUUUGAAGUAUAUAUACUAUAUUUACAAGAGAGAAAAAGAAGUGGGAAUGGUCGUAUUAUAAAAAUUGAUAGUAAUGUUGUAGAUGCAUUUAAUUUUACAAUGACAAUGUUGGGCUACAAUAGACUAAAGUAUAUGUCAUUAUAUACAUUAGAGAAGUAUGUUUUAUAUAUUGGUAAUUGUGUAUAGCAAAAAAUGUUGUUUAAUUUUCUUUUUAAAGGUGUUAUAGGAGUUUACUUCAUUAAGUUUUGUUUCUAACGAAUUCCAUACAUCAACUCCUUUAUUUGAGAGAGUGUGUUUUACAUAAUUUGUUCUUUUAUAACAUUUGUGAAGUUUUGAUGCAUUUCUCGUGUUAUGUUCAUGAAUUUGGUUGUUUGUUACAAAAUCAUUUUUAAAGAAAUCUGGUAAAUUGUUAAGGUGGUGAUAUCGAAACAUAAAUAAGGCAGUUAAAUAGUCAUUGAUUUUGAAAAUGUCUAGGAUAUUUAAAUCUUUGAAAAUUGGUUCACUGUGCUCUAAAUAAUACAUCGAGUGCAAAGUCUCGGACUAUAUUAGUCCAACAAAAGAGGAAUAUUUUUUUCUGUGUUGCUGUUAUGUACUACUCAAGUGAAUAUGAUGUUUGUGAUGUUACUCUGAGUGUACAUCCUCACCGGGCAAGCUUGAAAAAUAUGCCUGGCCACGGUGGGAAUCGAACCUACGACCUUUGGAAUAUUAUCCCAAUGCUCUGCCAACUGAGCUACGCGGUCAGGAAUAAAUAAAAAGGAGAACACACACUAUCAAAUAGGCAAGUAAAUUUCAUUUUAAAGUAUAUAUUUUAUGACAUAUUGUUACUAUAAUAUACAUUACUAUGCUAUGCUGACCCUUGCAAGUUUGCGCCGCCUGUGUGAACUAUACAAGGCACUGGGAGACAGUAUGCCUCCACCUGCAAAGCAAGACAGACUGUUGCUAAUUUCUAAUCCAAUUUUCAUCCAAAUUGAACCAAAGUUAUCUCGCUGACAGACAAACACACACAGACUUUCAUCUCUGUGACCAUGCGGGGUUCGUUUCCUGUAAUUUGCAGUUGUCUGAUUAUAAUUUCAUCUCGGACACAUGACGCGAGAAGAAUGCUUCCAGAUUGACACUACCAAAGAUCACAGGACAGGUUUUCUCCAGAUGACCCGGUCUCCUCCUGUGGUAAAGCUGGAUCAAUAAGCGAUUAUCCUUACUGGAACUCUAGGGAGAACAGACUGAACAGUUUAGAACUGAUAGAGCUAUCCAGUAUAUUAUAAAGUUAGUUUAGUUUAGAUUUUCUCCUAGUAACACUGGAUAAAUACGAGAUGAUCCUUACUGGGCCUCUAUAGGGAGAACAGUUUACAACUGAUAGAGCUAUCCAGUCAGUUAUUAAGUUAGUUUAGUUUAGGUUUCCUCCUAUUACUCGAUCAAUGAGAGAUGAUUCUUCAGUGACCUCCAGGGGGAACAGUUUAAAACUGAUAGAGCUAUAUCCAGUAUAAAUACAGUUACUGUGAUUUAGUUUAGUUUAGGUUUCCUCCUGUAGUAACACUGGAUCAAUUAGAGAUGAUCCUUACUGGACCUCUAGGAAGAACAGUUUAGAACUGAUAGAGCUAUCCAGUAUAAAUAAAGUUAGUUUAGUUUAGGUUCCCUCCUGUAGUAACACUGGAUCAAUAAGAGAUGAUCCUUACUGGACCUCUAGGAAGAACAGUUUAGAACUGAUAGAGCUAUCCAGUAUAAAUAAAGUUAGUUUAGUUUAGGUUUCAUCCUGUAGUAACACUGGAUCAAUUAGACAUGAUCCUUACUGAACCUCUAGGAAGAACAGUUUAGAAGUGAUGGAGCUAUCCAGUAUAAAUAAAGCUAGUUUAAUUCAACUUUCCUUUGGUUUCCUCCUGUAAUAAAUCUAUAAUAUCACCAAAUGGGUGCUACUAGAUUUGAACUGAAAAAUAUAGAUUUUCACACUGAGAAGCUAACGAAAGAAACGAUCUAUUAAUAACAAGUAAUUAUUGCACUCCAUUUGAGAGAGAAAAUUAUUAGAUAAGCGAAACAAUGGCAUCGCAGCUAGCCAACAAUGAAACGUUUAUUAUCACUGACACAUUACCCAGCUAGCCUGUGUAUUUGUGAUAAAUUUAAUCUCGAAUUGUAUAUGCAUUAACUUCCCUAUUUUUAAUUGGCUUCCUUAAGAUUGAUUUAGCUGUGAAGAGUUUUUAAUUAUUUCCGGUUGAUAAUAAUAACAUGGCGCGCCUAUUGUGAAAUGCUGUUCCAUUUUUCAAAAUAACAUAAAGGCAAGCUUAUAUCGUAGAUAUCAAGAAUAUUCCAGCGGUUACCCCCAUUUGAAUAGAUGGCGGCCAUGUUGAGGUUUCCCACUCGCUAAUAAACGCUUAAAAAACAACAAUAACUUUCAUCAUUUGAAUAGUUUGAAAAUGUAUUUGGAAUAGGUUUUUUUCUUAAUGUUUAAGUUUCCUGUUUAAGAAAUAGAAAACAUACGAGUCUUCUCAUUUCAUUUCUUCUCAUUUCAUUUCAUAUCCUGAGUCUGCAAUCACGGUUUCAAUUUUUGAAUUGCAGAAUAAUUAGAUGCACUAUCUAGUGUAUAUAAGAUAUCUAUGGCUUAUAUACGUUGCAGUCUGAGGGGCAUAUACACUGAUGAAGUAUUUCUAGUAGAAAGAUAUAGCUGUAUUAAAACGGACUUUUAUCAGCAUUACAUGCAGUUGUGUGAUAAUUAGCCUUUUCCCAAAAGAGAUCACAGUGCAUUCUGGGAUCGUUUGGAGGGACAAAAUAUAUGGCGACAGGCGUCAAUAUGUGAAAGAGUAGAAGUAUCUAUACUAUCAAUUAUUUUUAGACGACCAAAAAUGAAAUAUCUCCUUUUUACAUUAAACUUUUAAUUUAAAUGUGUGCUGCCAUAUUUCUUGUCCCUCCAACAUGGGAUUUGCACGACAAGACCCAGGACUUUGGGAAAUGGCUAAUUGAAGGAUAAUUGAGCUACAGAAUGAAUUACUUGAAUCGCUGAAUUAGUGAUGGCAUUAUGGUUUGAUGAUCACAGAAAAAGAUUUAUAGCGCAAAAUAUUGUAAUCAUUAAAAAAAUUCAGUCCUAUCUCUGUGAUCAGAUUUUUUCAGUAACAUUCAUCAAGUAAUUGACCAACCCUAAUAGAUGUGAGUAUAAUGAGCACGUUCUGUCUAUCUCUGAGCGAAAUCUUGACAUUCUAUUACCUCAUCAUUAUUUACACUCACGCUAUAAGAUCGAAAAACCUCUAAAAAUACUCAGUGGGAAAAUUGUUUAAAGUUUAACAUACCGUAAACCUUAGCUCGUGAGCAUUUUUUGAUGGGCUUAUGGGGGGGGCUUCUAUAUGGAGGAUAUUUGAUGUUAAUAAUAAUAUUUUUGAAUUAUACUGUGAAUGGAAAGAAAUAUAAACAUACAGUAUAUAUCACUGUAUAAAUGUAAUUAUCGUCAUACGUCUGAGCUGUUGGCAUCCCGGUCGUUGCGUUAAUAAAUACCUGCCCAAUAUUAAGCCCAUGGCCUUGUACACGGUGGGGCUUAUAUUCGGAAUGGCCUUGAGCGUUUGUGAAUAUGGUGGACACGGGGUGGGGCUUAUAUUUGGGGGGAGGGGCGCUAACUGAUGUUACUGUGUAUGUUUUGGUUUUGUGAUGUGUUUAAUUGCUAUUACAUACAUAUUUCUUUGAACUUUUGUUGGUGUUCAAAGUGCCGUUGGGGGUGGGAGAUGGUGUAAGGUGCUGAUUAGGGGUGUCUCUACAAAUAAUAUAUUUUAUUUUUGUUCAUUUUAGAUUUAUCACGAAAACGUUCUCCACCUCCCAUCUAA